AUCUAUCUGAAUCCUCCGUCUUUUUUCUAAAAAAUUUAUCCCUUUUGUUUUCACAUUUAAUAUUUCCACCGCAAAUCUAAAAAAAGUAUCUCCACCAUGCCGCCGCCGCCUCAAUACUCAUCUAGCGGUGGUUCACCACCCCCGCCGCCGCCGAAAUCGAAGGAAAAGUUCCUGUCUCUGAUACUGAAAGCCGUGAUUAUGAUGCUCCUCAUCUGUUUCUUUUUCCUCAUCCUCCCUCUAGCCUCUUUUCUCCUCAUCCUCCCUCUAGUCCUCCGUCACCGGCGUCACCGCCAACGCCGCCUUUCUCACCCCUCAUCUGGGUUUUCAACAAAACAGCUUAAAAAGCUUCCCCAAUUCAGAUUCUCCCAGGAAACGAAAUCUGCCCAUUCGGAAUCCGAUUCGUGUGCUAUUUGCUUGGAUGGGUUCAGACAAGGGCAAUGGUGCAGGAACCUGGUUGGGUGUGGCCACUUGUUUCAUCGCAGGUGUUUGGAUUCUUGGCUGAUCAAAGUUACUUCCUGUCCGAUCUGUAGAACAAGAGUUUGCCUGGAAAACGAAGAUAGAUGCAUUCUAGAUUCCGGUUCAACAAGAACAGACUUUCAGGGUUUGUUAGAUUUGUAAGUCUUAUAUUUGUUUUAAGAUUUUGAUAGU
Messenger RNA from Hibiscus syriacus, 648 nucleotides. RefSeq names its product RING-H2 finger protein ATL56-like. The record is from RefSeq and is a predicted model, not a curated record. Lineage: Eukaryota; Viridiplantae; Streptophyta; Magnoliopsida; Malvales; Malvaceae. Bases 97 to 618 code for a protein of 173 amino acids. The transcript has a single exon.